CAAGCACCGAUGGAGAAUUUGAUAUCAUUGGUAAACAAGAUACAGAGGGCGUGUACUGCCCUUGGAGAUCACGGCGAAGAAAGCGCCUUGCCUACUCUCUGGGACUCUUUACCCGCCAUUGCCGUCGUCGGUGGCCAGUUUAUGGUUUGACGAUAUUUGCCAAAAGAGGUAUGAAGUGAGAGAGAAGAAGCCCAUGGGAAUAAUGUUUUCCUUUUUUAUUUUCCUUUUUUUAUGCCAUAUUUUGGUAUUUCAUACGAGACCAACAGAAUUGAAGGCCAUGGGAAGUAUGGAAGGUGAUUCAAAAUUAGAAAUUGUCACAUUGAAGGAGCAAAGACUUUUUUUCUAUUUUUUUUAAGAAAUUUUUGGAAUUUUUGUUUAUAGAUCUUGAGAGCAUUUUUGUUUGCAAUUUUUCUAUUCUACUUCUUUUAUUUUUUUUUUCUCAUUUCCAUAAAUCAUGUCUUAUUUUAUUGUCAAUUUUUUUUCUCUUUGGGUGAAUGGCAAAUGCAAUACAUACUGCUCCUUUACCAAACCAUAAUUCUGAUAUGGUAUACUUUGCAGCUUGAAGCAUUUCUAUACACUAGAGUCUUCACAUCCCGAAGAAGUAAAAGAAAUUGUUAAAUAAAUAAUGGAUGAAGUUCUCUUCAAAGUCGUGAGAGAAGAUGAAGAAGGAGCCGAGAGGAUAAAGAAGGUAUUGAAUGCAAGAGAGAAAAACAAAAUAAAGUUGAGAGAGAGUGUGAGGGAAUACACAGUAGAGUAGAAAGAAAAAAUAUAUUAUGUCACCAUUUUACCUUUAAACCAGCUAUUGCAGGUUACAUGGAGUUUAAAGUUACUUUUAUUAUAAUUUGGGAGGUUUUAAGUGAAAAUUUAAAGUUUAUGUAUCAUGCUGUUGCCAAUCCUAAAAUUCAUGUACCAUGAGUGAAAUUUACCCAUUAAAUUUUCAAUGCGCACAAUUCACUUUACUUUUUUUUUUUCAAUUGAAGUAGCAAUGCCACAUGUGAAUAGAAUCAUAGUUUGAGUUGCAUGGCAGUAGAAAUUUGGGAAUGCUUUGCUGUGAGGUUUAAAAUUUUAUUAGCCGUUUUUGCCUCAUUUAUUGUCUCUGUCCUUGUUUGUAUCCCACAAUUUUCCCUUUUGUACUCUUUGCAUGCAUGAGAGUGCAUAUACCUGGAGUUCCUUGAUGGCUUAAAUCUUAAAAGUUGAUUGAUCCUCUUCUCAUGCAAUCACAUAUUGGUAAGCUUGUGCUUCUUCUCUUGUGUGUUUUAUGGUAAAAUUUAACUUUUAAAUAGGAUUUUAGAAAGAAAUUGAAUUAAUAGCCUCAUGCCCCUUUGAUACUUUUGGUAGUUUUUGGUGAAGUUGACCUUGUAAACAGGAAUAGUGAGUACUGAUACAUAAAUUGUUGUUCUUUUUGGUUAAGUCCUUUUGAGGAAGUGUUCUAUUUAAUUAUGUACAGCUGUCAUUGUUUGCAGAGUUCUGGGAAGUCUUCAGUCUUGGAGAGCAUUGUUGGCAAGGACUUUCUACCUCGCGGGGCAGGGAUUGUUACACGACGUCCACUUGUCCUGCAGCUUCAUAGGAUUGAUGAAGGAAGAGAAUAUGCUGAGUUUAUGCAUCUCCCAAGAAAGAAAUUCACUGAUUUUGCUGCUGUGAGGCAGGAGAUCUCUGAUGAGACCGAUCGGGAGACUGGCCGCACCAAACAAAUCUCUACUGUUCCAAUCCAUCUUAGCAUUUAUUCCCCCAAUGUUGUGAAUUUGACAUUGAUUGAUCUUCCUGGUCUUACCAAAGUAGCUGUUGAGGGUCAACCAGAAAGUAUUGUGAUGGACAUUGAGAACAUGAUCCGGUCAUAUAUUGAGAAGCCCAACUGUAUUAUUCUGGCAAUUUCUCCUGCCAAUCAGGAUCUUGCUACGUCAGAUGCGAUUAAGAUAUCUCGUGAAGUUGACCCCAAAGGGGAGCGAACCUUUGGAGUUUUGACGAAGAUUGAUCUCAUGGACAAGGGUACUGAUGCAGUUGAUAUCUUGGAAGGAAGAUCAUAUAAGCUACAGUUCCCUUGGAUUGGUGUUGUUAACCGCUCUCAGGCUGAUAUCAACAAAAGUGUGGACAUGAUUGCUGCUCGUCGUAGAGAGAGGGAAUAUUUUCAAAGUAGCCCUGAGUACCGGCAUCUUGCUCAAAGGAUGGGCUCUGAGCAUUUAGGAAAGAUGCUUUCUAAGCAUUUGGAACAAGUCAUCAAGUCUCGAAUUCCUGGCCUUCAGUCUCUUAUCAACAAAACUAUUGCUGAACUAGAAUCAGAAUUGAGUCGUCUUGGGAAGCCCGUUGCUACUGAUGCUGGGGGAAAAUUAUACAUGAUAAUGGAAAUUUGCCGUUCUUUUGAUCAAAUAUUUAAAGAACGUCUUGAUGGAAUACGUUCUGGUGGUGAGAAAAUCUAUCUUGUGUUCGAUAAUCAGUUACCUGCUGCUCUCAAGAGGUUGCAAUUUGAUAAACACCUUUCAAUGGACAAUGUAAGAAAGCUAAUAUGUGAAGCUGAUGGAUAUCAGCCACAUCUAAUAGCUCCUGAGCAAGGUUAUCGCCGUCUUAUUGAAUCUACUCUGGUAACUAUCAGAGCUCCUGCUGAGGCAGCUGUAGAUGCGGUCCAUGCUAUACUGAAGGAGCUGGUUCAAAAGUCUAUCAGUGAGACCUUGGAACUAAAGCAGUAUCCUACUCUGAGAGUGGAAGUCAGCAAUGCAGCUAUUGAAUCAUUGGAGCGGAUGAGGGAAGAAAGCAAGAAAGCAACUUUACAGCUAGUCGAUAUGGAGUGUUGUUACUUGACUGUGGAAUUUUUCCGGAAACUUCCUCAAGAUGUUGAGAAGGGUGGAAAUCCUGCACAUUCAAUUUUUGACCGAUAUAAUGAUUCUUAUCUUAGGCGAGUUGGAAGCAAUGUACUGUCGUACGUGAACAUGGUUUGUGCAAGUUUGAGAAAUUCUAUUCCCAAGUCUGUUGUCUAUAGUCAAGUGAGGGAAGCAAAACGCAGUUUACUUGAUUAUUUCUUUGCAGAGUUGGGUAAGAAAGAGACAAAACAGUUGUCUUCUUUGUUGGACGAGGAUCCAGCAGUGAUGCAGCGACGUACCUCCCUUGCGAAGAGACUGGAAUUGUACAGAAGUGCCCAAGCAGAGAUAGAUGCAGUUGCAUGGGCAGCCAAGUAGAGAAGAGAGAUUCUUUCUUAGACCUUUUGGAUUCAGCAGGUGGAUCAAAUCAAUUCUUUGAAAUUCAUUCUUUAUACCUUA
Hevea brasiliensis (rubber tree) is the source of this 3248-nucleotide messenger RNA. RefSeq names its product dynamin-related protein 5A. The record is from RefSeq and is a predicted model, not a curated record. The transcript is spliced from 16 exons. NCBI's taxonomy places the organism in Eukaryota, Viridiplantae, Streptophyta, Magnoliopsida, Malpighiales, Euphorbiaceae. Bases 1440 to 3167 code for a protein of 575 amino acids. Gene Ontology annotation, molecular function: microtubule binding; GTPase activity; GTP binding. Gene Ontology annotation, cellular component: microtubule; membrane; cytoplasm.